This is a messenger RNA of Rhinocladiella mackenziei CBS 650.93, 1824 nucleotides long. RefSeq lists its product as uncharacterized. Gene Ontology annotation, biological process: spliceosomal tri-snRNP complex assembly; mRNA splicing, via spliceosome. NCBI's taxonomy places the organism in Eukaryota, Fungi, Ascomycota, Eurotiomycetes, Chaetothyriales, Herpotrichiellaceae. Gene Ontology annotation, cellular component: U4 snRNP; precatalytic spliceosome; U4/U6 x U5 tri-snRNP complex. The record is from RefSeq and is a predicted model, not a curated record. The transcript is spliced from 2 exons. The coding region runs from base 1 to 1824 and encodes 607 amino acids.
AUGGCAACCCUUGCAGACGAACUUCUGAACGAUUUUGAGGAUGAGGACUCCGAAAACGAGGAUAAAGCGAACGGGUUUCACGACGGAACCGAUGCCACCGUUCCUACGGGCGAUGGCGAUGACGACCGACAUGAGAACGGAUCUCCACAAAUGGAGCUAAUAGAGGAUGGCGACGAAAUGGACGACGCCGAGGAAGAGCUCGCUGUGAAAGACACUGCGUUGGCCGACACAGUGGACGACGAGGACGAUACCAAAGCAAAGAUUGAAAAGAUGCGGUUGGGAGGCGUCCGUGAUGUGAGGAGUGUGGCUGGCUUAAUGAAGACUUUACAACCGGUUCUAGAGAAAAUUGCGCAUUAUCAGAAUAUUCCCCCUGACCAGCGAACAACAAACGUGGGAUCUAUCGAAGACAACCCCGAGUAUCACCUGUUGACGCAAUCGAAUUCCCUUUCCACUCAAAUCGACGGCGAGGUCAUUCUUGUUCACAAAUUCAUCCGAGACCAUUACUCCGCGCGAUUCCCGGAAUUAGAGACUCUUGUAACAAAUCCGCUAGACUACGCCAAAACCGUCGCGAUCCUCAAGAAUGGGCCUUUUGAUAAUAUCAAGGCCUUGGCCGAUUCUUCUGAGAACCUUGUUGGAGCCACUCUCAGGUCCAUUCUUGAUGGGCCAACGCUCAUGGUGGUGACCAUGGAAGGAACUACAACGAGAGGUCAGGAACUGAGUGAAGUGGAGCUUGAGACGACUUUACGUGCCUGUGAAAUGAUACUGCAGCUGGACAAAGCAAAGAAAGUUCUUACGGAAUAUGUUCAGUCCAGAAUGAACAUCUUUGCCCCGAAUCUGACCGCACUCAUUGGCUCGCUCACAGCAGCUCAAUUGCUCAACUUUGCCGGCGGUCUAAAAGGUCUCGCAAAGACUCCAGAUCGAAAUAUUCCAGCCAUGGGAUCAAGGAAACAGAAGCAAAGUGGUUUGGCUACCAACGUGGGCAUACGACAACAAGGAUAUCUCUAUCAUUCCCCUCUCAUUCAGAGCAUCCCCACCGAUUUGAAAAUACAAGCGAUGCGCAUCGUCUCGGGCAAACUCGUUCUUGCCGCACGGGUAGACAGUGUGCACCAGGCGAGGGAUGGUUCAACAGGAGAACAGCUUCGCGAUGACUGUCUCAGACGACUCGAUAAACUCACCGAACCUCCACCAAAUCGGGGACCAAGGGCCCUCCCAGCCCCAGAUGAUAAACCCAGCAGAAAACGUGGCGGAAGACGAGCACGUAAAGCCAAAGAAGCCACCGCCAUGACUGAGUUGCGGAAACAACAAAAUCGGAUGGCUUUCGGUAAGGAAGAGAAAGAGGUUGGCUACGGAACUGGUGAAGGCACAGCGGGAUUGGGAAUGAUCGGCCAGCAGAAUGAUGGGAGGAUCCGGGCCACGCAAAUCGAUCGUCGGACCAAGGCGAAAUUGAGCAAGAAAAAUCCUGGCUGGGGUGGUCCUGGGACGGCAACAAGUCUGAGCCACGGCACCAAUACCUCUUUGAGAGGGUUUGGAAGUUCUUUGGGAGGAAACGCGACAUCGCUUCGAGCUCAAGGUCUUCGGACCAGCGGAGUGGGUGCCGGAAUUGCCAGUUCGAUUGCAUUCACACCUGUCCAAGGUCUUGAAUUGGUUGACCCGAAAGCGCAAGCCGAGCUUAAGAGAAAACGUGAGGCGGAGAAUUCGGGGUACUUUUCUAGUGGCACAUUUACACAGGUCAAUGCCGUGAAGACGGAUGGAGGCUUCAAAGUUCCCCAGGUGCCGCCCAGCAAAAAGGUAAAUAUGGGCCCACCUCCAGCGCCUCCCAAGUGA